Messenger RNA from [Torrubiella] hemipterigena, 3125 nucleotides. NCBI's taxonomy places the organism in Eukaryota, Fungi, Ascomycota, Sordariomycetes, Hypocreales, Clavicipitaceae. The record is from the annotation of a GenBank genome assembly.
GUUGAAGAAGGUCCUAUUUCAUAUUAGAGCAAAUAUAAAAAAGGUAUACAAUAACCAACAUGUAUUCUAAAGGCAAUAUAGCAUUGAAGAUAAUGCAAUCGAGAAGCAUUGUUGAGCUCUUCAAAAACAGCCAGCCUUGGAGCAAGUGAGGCAUCCUCCUGAAGAUUAUCCAGCGCCGAUUUAACCAUCUGUUCACGAUAUUCCUCAACUUUAUCAAUCAAAAACAGUCCCUCGGGAACUCUGUUAUAUUGAAUGGCCCCUAGAGCUUCUCUUCGGAAGAUUUGGCAGCGGACAGUCGAGAGGUUCACGGAUGGUGUUGACAUAUCCGGGUAGUCAAAUCGCUCACGAAUGGCGGGCAGUGUAUCUAGAAGAUCAUCUCGCACGUCGGAGCUGCAGGCAAAUUCAUCAAGAAUAUUCUGUAUUUGCUUUGUGGAAAUUGCAGAUGAAGACUCGCAAUCUCGUACAUUCUUAUUCAGAAGCUCACGCAAAGUUGGCUGGCCUCGUGUGAGCCACCACCAGUGUAAUUCUAGCGUCGAAGGAGAUUUUUGAUUCAUUACGUCUUGCAGAUGAGAUUUGAUUGCGAGAUUAAGUUUGCAAAAGUUAUGAGCACCGGAUAGAAAUCUAACCAGAGCGUCGUACCAUGGUGAAGCGGAAGUGAGGUUCUUCUCACCAAGACCAUCUCAAUCUCCAACGCCUGUAAAAGCCCAUAAUCGACACAGUUUUUCGUUGAAUUCAAACAUUGUGUCUCUUUUUAAAAUUCGCAUUAAAAUAGUCAUUUUGUAUCGUGGCGUCGCGUUAUUUAAAACUCGGUGGACUUGUCGGAGCACCUUGGCGACUGGAGGCCGCCCACUUGGCCUCGCGUCUUCAAACUGCAGAUCUCCAAGCAAGGGUCAAUUUGCCUUUCUUUACCUUCUCUCCCAACAAUCACCCGCGCAACUCAAUUAGAAGACUUACGCCUUACACCAUAUGAAUUGAGCCUCAAUAGUAACACAGAAGGGAGCUAUAGGGGCAUGGUCGCGUACAGUCGCUGUUCAUUAUGAGCGUUCCUCGAGCCACGAUUCGCCGGCUUUGGCCGCAGACAACCACGCCAUGUCGUCGAAUUAUUGAAUCAAGACGCUGUUUUUCUGCACAGGGAUGCAAAAAUCAAGGUAUGAGCCCCAAAUCUAAUGAGCCGGCUUCGCGGACAGCAGUCCAACAUGGGACGCUGUCGUACGACUCAUCGAAAUGCAUGUCACUGAGUUCUGCCACCAAAUAGAGCAACAGAGUAGCUCGCAGAGAGCUGAUGAUGCAGGCAAGCAAAAUAGCAAUGAGCCAUCGCUACUAUCGAAAAUGGGUGAAUCGGCUGCAACCACGUUUGCUUCAAUCGUUGUCCUCGGCGUCGGUUUUGCUGCUGCCGGCUACCUGUAUCAUAAAAGCUACAAAGGGCUUGUCAUGCACAAGAUGACUACGGCCUUCCAGCCUGGAGACCCUGUCUUGGACCUGGCCGCUGUUGGAAGAGAAGUACCCCAUGCCCGUGGCAACUCAGAGGAGCACUGGGUUCACCGUCCUGAACAAGAGCUCGUUGACGCGAUUGUAAGCGGGAAGCUCGUCGGUCACUAUUAUCUAAUGAUUGGCGAGAAGGGUACCGGAAAGAGCAGCAUGCUUCUUGACGCAAUGCGCAAGAUUGAUGCCGAUGGUAUUGCCAUGUUUGAAGCGCACUCCGACCUCGAAAUCGUGCGCAUCCGACUUGGCAAGGCCCUCAACUACGAAUACCAUGAAGACUAUAUCGGUGGCUACUUCAGUGAACGAGGCCCCAGAGAGUCUACUGCUCUGUUGGAUAUUGAAAGAGCGCUGAACAAAUUAGAAAAAGUCGCGAUGCGCCUCUUUAAGAAGAGAAACAAGCCUUUGGUUGUUAUUGUGAACCAGAUGCAUCUGUUGCGUGAUGAUGAGGAUGGGCGCGAUCUCAUCGAGCUUCUACAGCAGCGAGCAGAGCAAUGGGCGGCAACCAACUUAGUGACCAUGGUAUUCAACUCGGAUGACUACUGGGUAUACGAGCGCCUCAAACAGCUUGCUACGCGUAUGGAGGUCUUGCCCAUUACAGACCUAGGCAAAGCUCAGGCAAUCAGUGCCUUACAGUCGUAUAGACUGCGCUACUUUGGCGAGCGCUUGAACCCAUCCCAGCUAGAAGAAGUAUAUGAGCGAGUUGGCGGGCGGCUCAAUUUCUUGAAUCGCGUAGCCAGAAGUCCAGACAUGAUAGCCACUUGUGAGCAGAUCAAAGAGGUGGAGAAGAAGUGGUUUUUAAACCAGUGCUGGAUCCUCGGUUCUGAAAUGGAUGACGAUGUCAUGGACCAACAGAAAUGGGCAGCUGCCGCCAUGGUCUUGGCCCAAGCAUUAGUGGAAAAGGAAAAGGAGAUGGAUAAGACCUACGAUCCGGUCAUCGGCCAUGUCUUACCCACAUUCCCCUUCCAUAUUGCGCAGGAAAUCAUGACCCGCUGUGAUUUUAUGCGACCUCUGGACAGCCUUAACCUCUUUAGCAUCACGAGCGAAGCAGACGUACGUGCGAGCAGCGUGCCGAUGCACCGAGCAUUCAGAGAGAUAUGCAGCGACCCCAAGUUUGCUAAACACCUGGAGCGAACAAUUCAAAGAAUUGCCGAUAUUGAAAGCCUUGGCAGAACAAGGGAAUUGGUGGCCAAAGAUUUAGUGUUGGGUGGAGAGUAUCAGAUCCAGGCUAGUGGUGGCCAAGCACUAACGGUGCGAUUCAAAGAAGGCGAAAGCAAGGACGACGAGUAGAAGAGUAGGUCUCCCUUGCGUGUAAGAUAUAUGAAGGGCGUAUUUUGUAACCAAUAUGUUUUUUUUAUGUUUUUUUGACUUCAUCACUUGCCUCCUUUGGCACUUCCCUGAUUCAAGCUUGCGCCUUUGUGUUGCAAUUAGAAGCUGCAUUGUGUCUUAAUGGAUCCCAGGGCCGCAUUCCUGUCGUCCCCUUUGAUACGAUUCAAAUCUACUGGCUGUGGAUAUUUCUAGUGGUGAAAUUGCGAAUUCAACCGCUGUAACUUAGCGCUGUACCACCACAGCAGGGCGAAGGGAGGCAGAGUAUCAGGCUUUGGUGCCUGAGCGCCCAGGCACACAUGCGAUCCUACGUUCAUCAC